CCGAUAUUUUAAUGGCGAACACUCGUGUGACUGGCGGCGGAAUUUAUUUAAUAAAAAUAAGUAGGUUUGAACCUCGGCAGUCGGAUGAAGCACAUAGUUUUAGACAUCGGCAUGGAUUACAGUCGGAUGAUGUAGACAGUGUUAGACCUCAGCAUGAAUUACAGUCGGAUGAAGUACCAGAUAGUUUUAGACAUCGGCAUGAAUUUCAGUCGGGUGAUGUAGACAAUGUUAGAUCUCAGUAUGAAUUACAGUCGGAUGAAGUAGAUCCAAAUAAACCAGAUUAUACCAAAUCGUCGGCAGAUGAUAAUGACACACAAUGUGGAUUUUUAUCACACAGAAAAGCAUUUAGUAUUGGAAUUCUGCUGACGAUUAUUGUUAUUGGGACGAUUAUUGGUAUUGUCUUUGGUGUUACAAAUGCUGAUAAAAAAGAUAUCGGCGACUGCAGCUCAAUUCAGUGUGGUAAUGGAACAUGUAUUGAUGGCGUUAAUGAUUAUAGAUGUUUGUGCGAUCCUGGGUUCAAAGGAACCAACUGCGAAUUCAAUAUUGAUGAGUGCAGUUCAAGUCCAUGUGGUAAUGGGACAUGCAAUGAUGGCAUAAGUAAUUACAUAUGUACAUGCGAUGGGGGUUUCCAUUUGAGGACAUAUUUUCUUAAAGAUAUUGAUGAGUGCAGUUCAAGUCCAUGCGGUAAUGGAACAUGCAUUGAUGGCAUAAAUAGAUACAGAUGUUCAUGUGAUAACGGGUUUAAUGGAACAAACUGCGAACACAAUAUGGAUGAGUGCAUCUCAAGUCCUUGUAUAAAAGGAAUAUGCAUUGAUGAUAUCAAUAAGUACAGAUGCUCAUGCGAUGAUGGAUUCAAUGGAAUUAACUGUGAGCACAAUAUUGAUGAGUGCAGUUCAAGUCCAUGUGGUAAUGGAACAUGCAUUGAUGCCAUAAGUAAUUAUAGCUGCUCAUGUGAUAAAGGGUUCAAUGGAACAAACUGCGAACACAAUAUUGAUGAGUGCAGUUCAAGUCUUUGUGGUAAUGGAACAUGCAUUGAUGGCAUAAACAGUUACAGAUGCUCGUGCGAUGAUGGAUUUAAAGGUCUAAACUGCGAAUACAAUAUUGAUGAGUGCAGUUCAAGCCCAUGUGAACAUGGAUCAUGUUUUGAUGGCAUUAAUAAUUACAGAUGUUCAUGUAAUGAUGGAUUCAAUGGAACAAACUGUGAGCACAAUAUUGAUGAGUGCAUCUCAAGUCCAUGUGGAAACGGGACAUGUAUUGAUGGUAUCAAUGAUUACAGAUGCUCAUGCGAUGAUGGAUUUACCGGAACCAACUGUGACUACAUGUUAUCUGAUUGUUUAAACAUUUUGCGUUACGACGGAAACAGUACUGAUGGUGUUUAUACAAUCAGAACAGGGAACGGUCAUCAACAUUUUGAUGUGUACUGUGACAUGUCCACUGAUGGUGGGGGAUGGACGGUAUUUCAGCACCGCUUUGACGGGACAGUAGAUUUUUACAGAAACUUUACGGAAUAUGAGACAGGAUUUGGACAUCUUACCACAGAAUUUUGGUUGGUGAUUGUGCCAUACAGAUCCGCCUCUGACAGGGAUCGAACUUUUGACCUCCCUAUUAAGGGGCAAGUGCAUUAUUCAUUAGGCCAUCGCAUUAUUGUGGGUCUUUGCUGAAAUGUUAUCAUGUAAGGUAAUAGAUAUUUUGAAAAUAAUUCCUACAGGUAUAGUGCAUUUCAAUUGACCUGGCGGGGCGUGGUUUCGCGACGGACCACUGUAUUAUUGUGCAGGAUAUGUAGUUUGUUUUUAUUUUGUUUUUGUGUGUGUUUCUUUUUUCUGUCUUUCUGUUCUUUCUGGUUCUUUUUUUAAUUUCAUAUUUUAUGUUCAUUUAAUGAUCACAGAUAAUUAAUACUACGUAAUAAUAUUCAAUUAAAAAUCUUCUGUCUCACUAGCAGUAUCAGUUGCUUCACUGUCAGAGUCGUUGUCACUUGAAUCAGUCAAGUCUAUCACUAAGCGAUCAAUAGCAGAGUCUACUACAAUAUCCCGGCGCCUGUAGUCGUUCUCGUAUUUCUGGGCAUGCGCACAAGCGUUUCUUCACUGCAACCCGCCAAUCUCGUUCAAGGAGGCAUGUGUCAAUUUCAACACGUGAUCGUGUCUGUGGGUCACGUUGCGCUGUUGGACAGCCCUUUUCAAUUGACUCCAGAUUAACUCGAUUGCAUUUAGGUCCGGAUGGUAAGGAGGAAGUCCAAGCACUUCGUGUCCACUUGCCUGUACUACGUUUUCAAGGACGUAUGAAGUCUCGGGCUUCUUCUGUCUCACUAGUUGCAAAAGCUGGGGACGGAGAAGCUUCGGAUCAAACGUGAUGCCGUGAUCACUCAGCCAUUUCUAAAACAAAUAAAUACAAUUGAUUGCAAUAAAUCAGGAAUAUUACUUAUCAUCAUCAUCAUCAUCAUCAUCAUUAUUAUAAUUAUUAUUAUUAUUGUUUUUUAGUGGCAUUAAUCAUAUUCAUUGUUACAAGUAAAACAGUUUAUAAUUUGCGUACCUUGAUGUCGGCCUUUCUGGUGGACGAUGUAGGGCAUUUAUCACUCUUCAUAGAAUGAUAAGACGCAUUGUCGAGUAGUAUGGCAGACUUCUGAUGCAGGCUCGGAAGAAGCCUUUCCGUCUUCCACUUCAGGAACUACUCCCCGUUCAUCUCGUGAUGAUAGUCAAAACACUGUCAGUAUCUCGACUUUGCCAGCAGUAGUUGGCGGUGUAACCUGUGUCGACCAAGGUUUCGUCGACAAAAACAAACUGAAAUCCCUCCCUCUGCAGCCUGUCCUUCCGUUCAUAGAAGUGUAAUCUUUGCUCCAAAACCGACUGUUUUUCCACCAAGACCUUUCUUUGGCUUUUUGUCUUUAUCCAGAUGAAACCAAGUUGGUGCAAGGUCUGAUGUAGGUGAGAACGGCUCAAGGAUAUGCCAGAUCUUCACGAAGAGCACCAAGAAGGUUCUUUAGUGUGGGAAGCUGGCGAAGAACGGUGUAAAAUUCGAAAAUCUUGUUCCGUAUUGCCGUCUCAUCAACAUUGUCUAUGCAUUUGUACCUGUGCUUCUUGGUUACUGCUGCUGGACGGUUAUUAUUUUCUUUCUCCUUGACAACACGCUGCACGGUUCUUUCACUGACGCCAGUAGCUAUGGACGUUCUUAGAGUGCAUGCACCUGGUGGUAACUUGGAAGGCUGCUUAGAUUCUUUCUUAAAGAAGCUGAAUACUUUUGAAAUUAUGCUUCUACGUUGGUCAUUUAUUUUUGCCAUUUUACGAGUGUAAAGAAAACCAGUAAUUUACAUUUAAUGUAACAUGAAACACUGUGCACGUAAUGCACGUGCAUCAUACUACGCUGAUUUCUUAUUCAGAGCUCCUCUAUCUUACAUUGUAAUCAAUGUAGCUUUGAAUUUCUGUCGUUGGUUACCGAAGGAUUACGGAAUUAAACAGUUAUAUUGCUCUAUCUAUUUUGCUCAUUUUUGAGGUUACCCUUAUUUGCAUAAGUCAGACUCUUGUUUGCAUAACUCCGACCCGCCAGGUCAAAUGAAACGCACUAUAAUUGUUAUCAUAAUUGAAUUACAGGUAAUGCAAUCAAUUCUGAUUUAUAAACUUUGUUAAAUGAUCUAUAUCGACGUCUUAACAAGAACACGUUUACAUACUGCAUUUGUAUCGCUACUGAUCAUGCUGAUAGUUUUCUAGUUGUACACAUUUUUUUGUAGUUUAAUUCUGUUUGAAGACUCAGUUAGAGCGAGGUGUUAUUAUUUUGCUUUCUUGCAUUCUUUACGGCUCAAGCAUUUUCUUAUAGCUUUAACUGCAAAAACUUCAUUUAUUAAAAUGCAAACUAUGGCCCUGGAGAAUUUACCUCUGCAGCAUUGUCAGUCGAUUUUUACCUGCAAAAUGUGGUUUACACCUUCAUAAGUCCUAUCGGUUAUUUAUUGAAAUGAUAAUUUCAUACAAAAACAGAAUAAUGCUUAUGAAUUUUACUGUACUGUCACAUUUACUUCUAAAUAAAUUACCACAUGAGUUAUUCAGUCGAGUAGAUAUUCGACACAAUUGUUUUCUGUCAAUUUAUGUUCUGAAAAAAAGCAAAACAAAUCUGUAUUGGAUGUUCAAAUCUUACAUUAUUGAAGUUGCCUGCGCCAGUGAUUUUAAUUCCUGUCGCAAUGACAUUGAUUUUAAUAGAUGCCAUUUUGUUGUAUCCAGCAACAGUAAUUAUUCCUAG
Molecule: messenger RNA, 4221 nt
Organism: Mercenaria mercenaria
Lineage: Eukaryota; Metazoa; Mollusca; Bivalvia; Venerida; Veneridae
Product: fibropellin-1-like
Exons: 12
Coding region: 12-1661 (549 amino acids)
Molecular function (GO): calcium ion binding
Source: RefSeq, a predicted model, not a curated record